AUGCCUGGCUGUUUUAAACUAACAUAUCCUAAAACUAGAGUGAUAAUUGACUGCACUGAAAUUUUCAUUGAAAUGCCAUCAUCAUGCAGAAGUCAGUCCAUUACAUUUUCGAGCUACAAAAACCACAACACUGCAAAGGGCCUAAUUGGGAUAUCACCAAAUGGAUACCCAAGUUUCAUCUCUAGCUUGUAUGCAGGCCGAACUAGUGAUAAGAAAAUUACUCAUGACUGUGGUAUUUUGAAGCUUCUUGAACCCGGUGAUGAAUUAAUGGCAGACAGAGGAUUCGACAUUGAGGCUGACAUGCCAAAUGGUGUGUCUUUAAACAUUCCACCUUUUUUAAAUGGACAGCCUCAGCUAUCAGUUGAGGAUGAAGCAAAAACACGAAAAAUUGCAUCAGUUCGUGUACAUGUUGAACGUGCAAUCGCAAGGAUAAAAAGUUAUAGAAUUUUGCAUCAAGUAGUUCCCCUGACAUUGGCUGAGAACUUAGAGCACAUUUGGAGUGUAUGCUCCUAUUUAACUCUAUUUUUACCACCUCUCAUUAAGGAAAAACAAGAUUAG
Molecule: messenger RNA, 558 nt
Organism: Dendronephthya gigantea
Lineage: Eukaryota; Metazoa; Cnidaria; Anthozoa; Malacalcyonacea; Nephtheidae
Exons: 1
Coding region: 1-558 (185 amino acids)
Source: RefSeq, a predicted model, not a curated record